Mesorhabditis spiculigera is the source of this 1257-nucleotide messenger RNA. The record is from the annotation of a GenBank genome assembly. Lineage: Eukaryota; Metazoa; Nematoda; Chromadorea; Rhabditida; Rhabditidae.
AUGCCGGGCGACGACAAAUUCGCCGAGGCCGUCCGCCCAGCGUUAGAAGCCCUGCUCUCGGAUCUGCAGCACACUACCGAGGUUUUGCGGCGGGCAAAUUUGAGUGAUAGGUAUGGCGGCUCUCAGGACAUCGAACCCAUCUACCAGGAACAGCAGAGAAGGGAUGAACCCUCGAAUAGUUUGAGCCCGGGCCCGUCGAGCGCCAAUCGAAACUCGGAGCCGCGGCUCCGAUUCUCCCCAAACACCUCGGUGCACACUUACUCGGAUGCUGAGCGGAUUUCGUAUGCCGACGUCGAUUCGGACUACGCGAACGCGUCCCCCCACCCGUCGUCGCCGAACCCGCAGAAAGAUCGCAUCGCCCGGCCGGCAGUGCAAACCCUCCUCUCCCAGCUCGACGACGCAUGCUCGAAGCAGAACCUCGGCGCCAACUCCUACAACGAUGUGCGCCGCUCCCCUUCUCAGGAUCCGUCGAACGUCAAUUCGAUGAUUGGAACGAUGAGAUCGGAUUACUCGGCUCAGCAUGGAGUCAACACAAUCCCGAAAGGAGACUGUGCCGGCUGCACGAAGCCCAUCAUCGGCCAGGUGGUGAUCGCUCUCGGCAGAAUGUGGCAUCCGGAGCACUUCAACUGCUGCGAGUGCAACGAUGAGCUCGGGCAUAGGAAUUUCUUCGAGCGCAACGGCAAGGCCUACUGCGAGGACGACUACCACAACGCCUUCUCCCCCCGCUGCUUCCAGUGCAAUCAGGCCAUCCGUGAUCGCUGCGUGACGGCGAUGGGCAAGAAUUUCCAUAUGCAGUGCUUCGUCUGCGUCGAGUGUGGGCGUGAAUUUGGGGAUGAGGGCUUCCAUGAGAGGGACGGCCGCGCAUACUGCCGCCGUGACUUCUUCCGCCUGUUCGCCCCCAAGUGCAACGGUUGCCAGAACCCAAUCACGAACAACUUCAUCACGGCUCUCGGCACCCACUGGCAUCCCGACUGCUUCGUCUGCCAGAUGUGCGGAACGAAUUUCGACGCGGGCAGCUUCUUUGACCUGCAAGGAGUGCCACUGUGCGAGCAGCACUACCACGAGAAGAGGGGCAGCUUGUGCUCUGUUUGUCGUCAGCCCAUUAGCGGCCGUUGCGUCUCAGCAAUGGGCCUCAAAUUCCACCCUGAACACUUCCGGUGCUCAUUCUGCGCCCAUCAGCUCACCAAGGGCACCUUCAAAGAGGUCAACCGAAAGCCCUACUGCCACAAAUGCUACAACAACACCCAUGCCCUCACG